Molecule: messenger RNA, 779 nt
Organism: Vitis vinifera (wine grape)
Lineage: Eukaryota; Viridiplantae; Streptophyta; Magnoliopsida; Vitales; Vitaceae
Exons: 1
Coding region: 143-604 (153 amino acids)
Source: RefSeq, a predicted model, not a curated record
AGGUUUACUAAACGACGCGUUUCAUCUUUCAUCAACCACUACAAAAGGAAAGAAACGACUGAAAGACAAAUACAGGAUACAGAAAACUCCACGCAUCUCUCUUCUCUCUUCUCUCUCUCUUCUCUCUUCAAAGCUUCCAGAAAUGGAGAAACCCAAAGAACAGAAGAGAGACAAAUCCGAAGAAGAAGCCAAGUCCCGUAUAUGGGACUGCGACAGUUCGCUCUACGACUCCUUCGAGCUUAAAUCCUUCAAACGCCAACUCGACUCCGCCAUAGUCUCAUCAUCAAGAACCCUCUCCAUGCCCCAUUUAUCCGAUCGCCGCCCGCCUCCGCCGCCGCAGGUGGCCCCCUCCAAGAAGCCCUCCAAGUUCUCUCGAUCGUUUAACAAGCUCCUCCGAUCUGUUUUCCGGUCAAAACCGCAUCCUACUUCCUUAUUCCGGGUGCAGGAGCCCUUCUUCUUCUACGACAAAUCCGACGCACUUUCGACUAUUCCUGAGGCGUCGGAGAUUGACUAUGCGGGAGUUUCGCCGGACGUUAACUCGCUGGUAAAGAGAUCAACCUCCGAUCGCUUCUCGGCCAGUUCUCUCGGUAUUUCAUGUGCAUAGUUAAAAACAAUAGGCUUAAAGAAUAUGUAAAAAUUGAUAUUAAUUUUUGUUUAUAGUAUGGGAUGACAGCUACUUUUUUUCUCUGUGUUAGAUCAUAUAUUUGUAUUUUAGUAUGUUGCUUAGAGUUUUCAACUUUGACUUCUUAAUGGAGAUUUGGACUUGAUGCACAGUCAAA